GUGUUACCCAGGGCACUCCGAGAAAAAUACAGCGUAUGAUAAAGUUUGAAGAAUUGGCGAUUAAAAAGUAUAGAGAAAUAUAAAAUUUUAAAAAAUUAUACAGUUUAAAAAUAAAAGUUCUGUUUUCUCCUCUUGUUGCCUCCAUAAUAUAUUUGAUGUCUUCCUGAAAUUUGCGUCAUAUGCUGGACAUUAGUCGACAACUUUAUUAAAUUAAGAUCAGAUGCGUUGAUAAGAUAGCGACGUUAAAGUAUCGUAUUGGAAAACAAUGCAGUUUUGAGGCUAGUUGGACAGCUGUGGUACCCUAAUACACAUUUGAAAUAAGAGUAGUCCUGUGAUAUUUGGUGUUGAGCCAUCUAAAUUAACAAAGAUUUGCAAAACUGGAGUGGAGAAUGAGCAAAGAAGAUGUUGAAUUUCCAAGACAUCGCAAAAAUAACUGUAGAAGCCAUUCAUGAGAAGAAAGAGGAAGAAAGGUCACACUCCAGAAACUCAGGUUCCGGUGAAGAACUUCCAAAAACUAUAACAGAGAAAAGAAAGGAAAAAAUCAAGGAGCAUAUUGACGAUUUCAUCGAAAAUUCUUCACUUCAUGGCUUGUCUUACAUCUUCGACAAAAGACACUCAGUACGCAGAAUAAUAUGGUUUGUUAUAACAGUCGCAGCUUUUGGUUAUUCUAUGCAAAAAGUUUACGAAAGUACUGUAAACUUUCUCGAUUAUCCGUUCAACACGGCCCGAAUGAGGCAAUAUGUUGAUGAAAUCGAAUUUCCCGCGGUUUCGUUCUGUAAUUUGAACGAUAUGCGAAUGAGUGUCUUGAACGGCACAAUGGUUGAUGAGGCUAUCUUGGAUCACAGUAAAGCAAAGAACGUAACAGCUGAAGUAUACCGGAAUGUUACAAGAGGCGCUGCGCAUUUGUUGGAAGAAAUGCUUGUUGACUGCACUUUUAACGGAAUGAAAUGUUCACAUGAGAACUUCACAUUUUUUUAUUGGAAACAAGGAGACCAGUGUUUUACUUUUAACUCGGGACAAAAAGGGCAUCCGGUGUUAUCUGUCACCGGAACUGGCAUUGAACGUAGUCUCACAAUGACCAUUAACCUCCAGCAUUAUGAUUACUACAGAGAUAGAUUGAUUUCCGGUAUUCAUUUACUUCUGCACGGACAGGAUGAAACGCCGGUGAGAAUAAGAGGACCCAUGAUAUCACCUGGAUACACAACGUAUAUACAAGUGGAGAAAAAACAGAUUAUCAACUUGGAAUCUCCCUACAAAACACAUUGUGGUUCUCUUAACCUGAAGUACUUUAAAAGUUAUUCAAGAAACACAUGUUGGUUGGAGCAGCUCACUGAUUAUGUUAAUGAGUCGUGCGGGUGCAAAGACUUUUUUAUGCCAGGAGAAAUCCCAAUUUGCAGUUUUCAAGUGGCUAUUUCUUGCAUGUGGCCAAAGUGGGAGGAAUUUGACACAGAAAAAUUAUACAAUUGUCCCUUACCAUGCGAAAUUCACACAUACUAUGGUCACAGUAAAUCACGAGCUUUAUUUCCAUCGAAAAAUCAAGCUCCGAAGUUAGCUGAUCUUGUAAGAAAUGACACUCAUAUGAAAGAUGUGAAAGGAAUAGACGAUCUCCAGUUUUUACGGGACAAUUUUCUCCGUAUCGUUAUAUUUUAUGAUGAUCUUUCGUACGAAAAGUUGGAACAGCAACCUAGUUACGAUAUGCUUGUAUGGUUGGGUGAUAUAGGUGGUCAGAUUGGAUUAUUUAUCGGUGCCGGCGUUAUGUCUUACUUUGAAUUUGUUGAUUGCCUGCUACUGGUCAUAUUUGCCAGAUUUGCACAAUCAUUUAAAACGAAGCCAAUUGUCGUAUGAAAAACCUAUGGUGUAAAAAUAUAAAAUAGCUGUAACCGAAAACGGCGGUGCUCCUAAAAGUUUCAGAAAUGGCAACUUCGUUCCUAAGACACUGAUCACAGUUUCGGAGUGUAAAAAAUAUGGGUACGAAAAUGGUCGUCGUGGGGAAGCUCGUGUGUUUAGUAAUUUAGAUUUUUCUAGUUUAUCAGUAGCAGAAUCAUUUUUAUCAAUAAAUAUUGUAAAAUACUUAAAAUAAAUUUUUGUCGUUAGU
Molecule: messenger RNA, 2095 nt
Organism: Hydractinia symbiolongicarpus
Lineage: Eukaryota; Metazoa; Cnidaria; Hydrozoa; Anthoathecata; Hydractiniidae
Product: acid-sensing ion channel 1C-like
Exons: 8
Coding region: 403-1845 (480 amino acids)
Biological process (GO): sodium ion transmembrane transport
Cellular component (GO): membrane
Molecular function (GO): ligand-gated sodium channel activity
Source: RefSeq, a predicted model, not a curated record